AUGAGCUACGGCAAAAAGGACGAGGACGCCGAUCUGGGAUUGGUCAAGGUGGAUCGCACGCAAGUGUUCCAAGAAGCACGAAUAUUCAACGAAGGCACAGUUCAACCGCGACGAUGUCGAAUACUCCUCACCAAGAUUGCCCUCCUCCUCUACACCGGCGACAAGUUUCCCACCAAUGAAGCCACCACGCUCUUCUUCGGCAUCUCCAAGCUGUUCCAGAACAAAGAUGCCAGCCUCAGACAAAUGGUCCACCUCGUCAUCAAAGAGUUGGCCAAAUCUGCCGAGGACAUCAUCAUGGUCACCAGCACCAUCAUGAAGGACACCGGCGGCAGCACGGACGCCAUUUUCAGACCCAAUGCCAUCAGAGCCUUGUGCCGUAUCAUUGACGGCACAACCGUUCAAUCCAUUGAACGAGUGAUGAAGACUGCCAUUGUGGACAAGAACCCCUCCGUCUCUUCUGCUGCCUUGGUGUCUUCGUACCACCUUUUGCCCAUCGCCAGGGACGUCGUCCGGCGCUGGCAGAGCGAAACCCAAGAGGCUGCUGCCUCGUCCAAGUCUUCUGGCGGCUUCUCUCUGGGCUUCUCGUCGUCAAACGGACAAGUGUCGAUCAAUAAUUCAACAAUGACGCAGUACCACGCCAUCGGACUGCUCUACCAGAUGCGGAUGCACGACAGAAUGGCUCUCGUCAAGAUGGUUCAACAAUUCGGCGCCGCUGGAGCGAUCAAGAGCCCUCCCGCAAUCGUCAUGCUGGUCCGACUGGCCGCCCAGUUGGCUGAAGAGGAUGCAGGUUUGCGGAAGCCAAUGAUGCAGCUUCUCGAUGGUUGGCUGCGCCACAAGAGCGAGAUGGUCAACUUCGAAGCCGCCAAGGCCAUCUGCGACCUGCGCGACGUCACUGACAAUGAGGUUACUCAGGCCGUCCACGUCCUGCAACUCUUCCUGACAUCUCCUCGCGCCGUCACCAAGUUUGCUGCUCUGCGAAUUCUGCACAACUUUGCAUCCUUCAAGCCGGCCGCUGUGAGCGUCUGCAACCCUGAUAUCGAGCUCCUCAUUUCAAACUCGAACCGCUCCAUCGCCACUUUCGCCAUCACCACUCUGCUCAAGACCGGUAACGAGGCCAGCGUCGACAGGCUCAUGAAGCAAAUCUCCACCUUCAUGUCGGAAAUCACUGACGAGUUCAAGAUCACCAUAGUGGAGGCCAUCCGAACUCUGUGCCUGAAGUUCCCCAACAAGCAAGCCGGCAUGCUGACCUUUCUCAGCGGCAUUCUGAGAGAUGAGGGCGGCUACGAGUUCAAGCGUACCGUCGUCGAAAGCAUGUUUGACUUGAUCAAAUUCGUCCCCGACUCCAAGGAAGAGGCCUUGUCUCAUCUCUGCGAAUUCAUCGAGGACUGCGAAUUCACAAAGCUCGCCGUCCGAAUCUUGCACCUCAUCGGACUGGAAGGCCCCAAGACCGCCCAGCCCACCAAGUACAUCCGAUACAUCUACAACCGAGUUGUUCUCGAGAAUGCGAUUGUGCGAGCUGCCGCGGUCACUGCGCUGGCCAAGUUUGGUGUCGGACAGAAGGACCAAGACGUCAAGGCUAGUGUCAAGGUCCUGCUCACACGAUGCUUGGACGAUGUCGAUGACGAAGUUCGCGAUCGCGCCGCUCUCAACCUAAGGCUCAUGGCCGAGGAGGAUGAUGAAACUGCCCAGAAGUUUGUCAAGAACGACAGCGUUUUCUCGCUUCCAGUCUUUGAGCAUCAACUCGUCAUGUACGUCACCUCGGACAACAAGGAGGCGUUCGACACUCCCUUCGACAUUGCCCGCAUCCCGGUGGUUACCAGGGAGCAGGCCGAUGCCGAGGACAGGACGAAGAAGCUCACCGCCACGGCGCCAACCCUGAAGGCACCCAAGGCAGCUCCUACAAAGGCUCCUGCCAGCGGCGCCGAGGCUGCGGCCUCCGCUUCUGCCCAAGCCCAGCGCCACGCCGAGGAGUUGAUGCAGAUUCCCGAGAUGAAGGAGUUUGGCAACGUCCUCAAGUCUUCCCGGCCCACGGAACUCACGGAAGCGGAAACCGAGUACGUGGUGAGCGUGAUUAAACAUGUUUUCAAGGAGCACAUUGUGCUUCAGUACGAGGUCAAGAACACUCUGCCAGAUACUGUCUUGGAAGGAGUUUCCGUGGUUGCCACGCCCAGCGACGAGGACGAGCUGGAGGAGGUUUUCAUCAUUCCGGCCGAGAAGCUGGCGACUGAGGAACCCGGGAAAGUGUAUGUUGCGUUCAAGAAGACCAACGGCGAAGCUUCGCUGCCCAUGGCAACAUUCUCCAACAUUUUGAGGUUCACGAGCAAAGAAGUCGACCCGUCCACUGGUGAGCCCGAGGAGACUGGGUACGACGACGAGUAUGAGGUUUCCGAGUUUGACCUGAGCGGAAGCGACUACAUUGUCCCGACGUUUGCCAGCAACUUUAGUCAUCUGUGGGAGCAGAUAGGCGCAUCAGGCGAGGAAGCAGAGGAGACUCUUCAGUUGAGUGGCAUGAAGAGCAUUGCAGACGCCACGGAACAGCUGGCCAAGGCUCUCUCGCUGCAGCCUCUGGAGGGCACAGACGUUCCCAUCAACCAGAGCACACACACGCUCAAGCUUUUGGGCAAGACUGUGCUCGGCGGCAGAGUCGUGGCAAUGGUGAGAAUGGCAUUCUCUUCGAAAUCAGGAGUGACGACGAAGAUGACGGUGAGAAGCGAGGAAGAAAAUAUUGCUUCACUAGUUAUUGCAUCCGUGGCUUAA
Messenger RNA from Ustilaginoidea virens, 2757 nucleotides. RefSeq lists its product as uncharacterized. The record is from RefSeq and is a predicted model, not a curated record. Gene Ontology annotation, biological process: protein secretion; intra-Golgi vesicle-mediated transport; endoplasmic reticulum to Golgi vesicle-mediated transport. Bases 1 to 2757 code for a protein of 918 amino acids. Lineage: Eukaryota; Fungi; Ascomycota; Sordariomycetes; Hypocreales; Clavicipitaceae. The transcript has 4 exons. Gene Ontology annotation, molecular function: structural molecule activity. Gene Ontology annotation, cellular component: COPI vesicle coat; endoplasmic reticulum-Golgi intermediate compartment; Golgi membrane.